AUGGCAACAAAACCUCCACUGAGUCAAGACUUUGAAUCAGCUGUCAACUCCCUUCCGUCCUAUUCACGUAAGACAGAGACAUCAUAUCGCAGUCUGAUCGACACAUAUGGUACACAUUACAUCACACAAGUGUCUCUGGGAGGGGAAAUAAAAGCAAGCACUGCUGUCCGGACCUGCCAGACAACCAUGAGUGGUCAGUCUGCAACAGAAGUCAAAGACUGUUUGUCAGUUGAGGCGUCUGCUAGCUUUGUAAAUACUGCUAGCAUUAAGGCCGAGUACAAACACUGUCAGGCAAAGAAGAAGAAGCUAGGCUCCAGUCAAAGUUUCAGCAGCACAUUUAAUGAACGUACCACAGAGGUCAUUGGUGGACACAUCUACGAGGCUGACAUCCUCUUUCAAGGCCAAUCAAACCCCUCUGUCUAUAGUAACUGGCUUAGCUCACUGAAAACCACACCUGAUGUGGUCCGAUACAGCAUAAAUCCCCUGCACACCAUACUGCCAACUGGUCAUAUUGCCAGAGCUGGACUGAAGCAAGAGGUGGAGAAGUACAUCAAGAAAAAUGCAGUGUUGAAAAAAUGCUCAGAAACCUGUAAGAUUGGGCGCAGAUCCAGCAAAAGGGAUCCUUGUGCUUGCACCAGUAGUCAGAAUAUCAAGUCAAACUGCUGUCCUGCUGGGAAAGGUCUUGCAACAUUAAAGGUUUUCAGGCUCUAUGCAGAAGAUCUUUAUGGUGAUGUGUCUACUCAGACAGAUGGUUCAGUGGAGGUUAGUUACGGUGAUAAGAAUAAGCGUACUGCCAUCAUAAAUAACAAUGACAAUCCUAAAUGGCCAGAGACAUUUGAGUUUGGACCCAUCGUCAUUAACAUGAAAAACCAACUUACGUUCGGUGUUUAUGAUGAGGAUUCUUACUGGAACAGUGAUCCGCUUGGUGGGUGUUCAUUUGAUCUGCGUAGAGGAAAAGUGAGCGACAGCUGCAUGUUAAAUCACGGUACCUUCUUCUUCUCCUACAUAGUAGAGUGCGCACCACGUCUUGGUGGUGACCAAUGUCAAGAAUACAUCCCCUCCCCGAUGAGUCCCUCUUUGGCCAAGGUCUUCCACACUAGAAACGGGGUCCUUCUUGGAGAGACAGGGAAGAGGAAUGCUACAUCAGUCAGUCAGGUUAAGGUCAGCGGUCUACAUGAGAUGGGGUGAUGAGAGAAUAAGAAUUUAAGUUUAUGAUUAUCUUGCAUCUAGUUAAUCGCAUAUUUCACACUGUUACUAUUUCUUUAUUUGACUUUUGUUAACAAAAUAAUACAUUGUCAA
Molecule: messenger RNA, 1299 nt
Organism: Perca fluviatilis (European perch)
Lineage: Eukaryota; Metazoa; Chordata; Actinopteri; Perciformes; Percidae
Product: perforin-1-like
Exons: 1
Coding region: 1-1188 (395 amino acids)
Source: RefSeq, a predicted model, not a curated record